AUGGGCUCUGAGCACAAAAGGGAGUGGCAUCACCACUUAAAGAGUGCAUUGUGGGCAGAUUGGAUAAUACCCAAGAAAGUCCUAAAGAAUUCUCCAUAUAAGCUGGUCUAUGACAAGGACGUAUUGUUCCCUGUAUCUUUGGAGAUCCCUGCCUUACAAUUGCUCAAAUCUAUCGAGGUGGCGGAAAAUGGUCCCAUGGAAGUAAGAUUGGUAGAAAUUAUGGAAUUAGAGGAAGUAAGGGAAGCAGCGUUUUCGUCCCUUCAAAAUCGCCAACAAACUGUCAAGAGGUGGUUUGAUAAGAAGAAAAGUUCUGACCCAGGUUUCAAACAAGGCGACCUUGUUUUGAAGUACAAUGAGAGAGAAACCAAGCCCAGUCAACAUGCCAAAUUUGAUGGUUUUUGGGAGGUGCCCUUCCACAUUAUAAAUUGCAAAGGUUUCAAUGCUUUUGAUCUCGAAGAUAUGUAG
Molecule: messenger RNA, 465 nt
Organism: Cryptomeria japonica (Japanese cedar)
Lineage: Eukaryota; Viridiplantae; Streptophyta; Pinopsida; Cupressales; Cupressaceae
Exons: 1
Coding region: 1-465 (154 amino acids)
Source: RefSeq, a predicted model, not a curated record